Messenger RNA from Coregonus sp. 'balchen', 17592 nucleotides. NCBI's taxonomy places the organism in Eukaryota, Metazoa, Chordata, Actinopteri, Salmoniformes, Salmonidae. The record is from the annotation of a GenBank genome assembly.
AUCAACGUUGCUCUUUAAACAGGCAUGGAGUCAAAACGAACUCCACAAAAAAUAGCAUUGUAAAAUACACAUAAUUUAGGCCGGCAUUGGUUGCCUACUGUUAAACCAGUACCAGAGACUCAUCGCCAAAAUCCCAAACGCAACAAUGGCGUGUCGUACCGUAUGUCAACUUCUCCAGCACCGUAAGUACAGUAUUUCUGACCACACAACCGCUGCCACUCAAAAAACAUGGGCUAACUACCGAAUGCUAACUAGAUAGCUUCACUGUAUACAAAAUGACCUUGGGUGUUGCUAAGUACAAGAUUAGAUGAUGAGGACAUCAUCAUCAACAAAUGUUAAUUAUGUAAACUAUGACAGUGAGAUAGUUUAUAUAGCUAAUCUCGGUUGCUGCAUCGCUAACUUGUGGGACGUGGGAUUGUGAAAAUCAGUUGCCAUAUUCUUGCUGUCAGAUGAUGUGGCUGCGUUUUUUCGGGAAUUGAUUUUCAAGGGAUAGCUAGUUCCCAAUAACACUAUUCCAAUGAAGACCAACAAAUUGUGAAUUCCAUUAAAUAUUUAAUCUUCAAACUAGUUUAGGCCUAGGAAAUUUGUAUUAUUCCUAGUGUGUUGUCUAAUCAUGUACUGCCUAUGUAUCAUUGACUCAGGGUUGGCGUCCAGUGCUGCGUCUGUGCGUCCCUCGGCUGCGGAGGUACGUGGUCAGCGCAGCGUCGUGUUUUCCCGGGAGUUGGCUCGCCAGCGCGCCCUGUACCCGCGCACGGAAAAGAUCGAGGUGACCCUGCAAAUACCUGGUCUGCAGGGCACCCUGCUUGUCAUGAACAAGGGAGUGUCCACACCACACAGCUGUGCACGCCGUGAGUACAGGGAUGAUACCUGUGUGUGUGUCUGUGUGCCACACAGCUGCAUACUUAGUACAGUACAGCCAGUGUGUGGAAUACGUUUCAUGCAUGGAUUGUCUGUAUGCUGUAUGAUUUUGUCAAGGCAGUCAGAAAAAGUAUAUAAUAUGAAUCAUAUUAAAUCUCUCUCUCAGACUUGAAAGAGUGGUAUGUAACCAGCUCUGCCCUGGCCUUAGUAGACGGAAAGCCCUGGCCCCUGCAUCAGCCCCUCACCCAAUCCUGCUCCCUCUCCCUGCUCACCUUCAAAGACACAGACCCACUGCUGGUCAACCAGGUACAACACAACACCACAUACAGUGGGGGAAAAAAGUAUUUAGUCAGCCACCAAUUGUGCAAGUUCUCCCACUUAAAAAGAUGAGAGGCCUGUAAUUUUCAUCAUAGGUACACGUCAACUAUGACAGACAAAUUGAGGAAAAAAAAUCCAGAAAAUCACAUUGUAGGAUUUUUAAUGAAUUUAUUUGCAAAUUAUGGUGAAAAAUAAGUAUUUGGUCACCUACAAACAAGCAAGAUUUCUGGCUCUCACAGACCUGUAACUUCUUCUUUAAGAGGCUCCUCUGGCCUCCACUCGUUACCUGUAUUAAUGGCACCUGUUUGAACUUGUUAUCAGUAUAAAAGACACCUGUCCACAACCUCAAACAGUCACACUCCAAACUCCACUAUGGCCAAGACCAAAGAGCUGUCAAAGGACACCAGAAACAAAAUUGUAGACCUGCACCAGGCUGGGAAGACUGAAUCUGCAAUAGGUAAGCAGCUUGGUUUGAAGAAAUCAACUGUGGGAGCAAUUAUUAGGAAAUGGAAGACAUACAAGACCACUGAUAAUCUCCCUCGAUCUGGGGCUCCACGCAAGAUCUCACCCCGUGGGGUCAAAAUGAUGACAAGAGCGGUGAGCAAAAAUCCCAGAACCACACGGGGGGACCUAGUGAAUGACCUGCAGAGAGCUGGGACCAAAGUAACAAAGCCUACCAUCAGUAACACACUACGCCGCCAGGGACUCAAAUCCUGCAGUGCCAGACGUGUCCCCCUGCUUAAGCCAGUACAUGUCCAGUCCCGUCUGAAGUUUGCUAGAGUGCAUUUGGAUGAUCCAGAAGAGGAUUGGGAGAAUGUCAUAUGGUCAGAUGAAACCAAAAUAUAACUUUUUGGUAAAAACUCAACUCGUCGUGUUUGGAGGACAAAGAAUGCUGAGUUGCAUCCAAAGAACACCAUACCUACUGUGAAGCAUGGGGGUGGAAACAUCAUGCUUUGGGGCUGUUUUUCUGCAAAGGGACCAGGACGACUGAUGCGUGUAAAGGAAAGAAUGAAUGGGGCCAUGUAUCGUGAGAUUUUGAGUGAAAACCUCCUUCCAUCAGCAAGGGCAUUGAAGAUGAAAUGUGGCUGGGUCUUUCAGCAUGACAAUGAUCCCAAACACACCGCCCGGGCAACGAAGGAGUGGCUUCGUAAGAAGCAUUUCAAGGUCCUGGAGUGGCCUAGCCAGUCUCCAGAUCUCAACCCCAUAGAAAAUCUUUGGAGGGAGUUGAAAGUCUGUGUUGCCCAGCGACAGCCCCAAAACAUCACUGCUCUAGAGGAGAUCUGCAUGGAGGAAUGGGCCAAAAUACCAGCAACAGUGUGUGAAAACCUUGUGAAGACUUACAGAAAACGUUUGACCUGUGUCAUUGCCAACAAAGGGUAUAUAACAAAGUAUUGAGAAACUUUUGUUAUUGACCAAAUACUUAUUUUCUACCAUAAUUUGCAAAUAAAUGCAUUAAAAAUCCUACAAUGUGAUUUUCUGGAAAGAAUUUCUCAUUUUGUCUGUCAUAGUUGACGUGUACCUAUGAUGAAAAUUACAGGCCUCUCUCAUCUUUUUAAGUGGGAGAACUUGCACAGUUGGUGGCUGACUAAAUACUUUUUUCCCCCACUGUAUAUAGGUAUAUAUGCACUGAGGUAUAUAGGACCCGUGUAGGGUGAAGUUGCCCUUAGAUCAGGAUCAGUUUAGCGUUUCCCCCACUAAUGGUUAGGGUUGGGAGAAGAGAAGCUGAUCCUCAAUCUGUACUAAGGGGAAACUUCACCCUGGAGCGUACAGCACCACAGAUAAUAAUGAACGGAGGUGUUCAGCACAAUGGAUCUACACUGCAAACAUUUUAAAUCUUACAGUGCCUUCAGAAAAUAUUCACAACCCUUAACUUUUUACACAUUUUGUUGGGUUACAAAUUGGGAUUCAAAUGGAUUUAAUUGUAAAACAAUAUCAACGAUCGACACAAAAUACUAUGUAAUGUCAAAGUAAAAAAAAAAAAAGUUUCUUGAUUAGAUAAGUAUUCAACCCCCUGGGUAAAUACAUGUUAGAAUCAUCUUUGGCAGCGAUUACAGCUUUGAGUCUUUUUGGGUAAGUCUCUAAGAGCUUUGCACACCUGGUGGUACAAAAUAGGUGCCCUUCUUUGCAAGGCAUUGAAAAAUUCCAUGGUCUUUUUGGUUGAAUCUGUGUUUGAAAUUCACUACUCGACUGAGGGACAUUACAGAUAAUAGUACAGUCGUGGUCAAAAGUUUUGAAAAUGACACACAUUAAUUUUCACAAAGUCUGCUGCUUCAGUUUUUAUGAUGGCAAUUUGCAUAUACUCCAGAAUGUUAUGAAGAGUGAUCAGAUGAAUUGCAAUUAAUUCCAUAUUCCCUCUUUGCCAUGAAAAUGAACUUAAUCCCCCCAAAACAUUUCCACUGCAUUUCAGCCCUGCCACAAGAGGACCAGCUGACAUCAUGUCAGUGAUUCUCUCAUUAACACAGGUGAGAGUGUUGACGAGGACAAGGCUGGAGAUCACUCUGUCAUGCUGAUUGAGUUAGAAUAACAGACUGGAAGCUUUAAAAGGAGGGUGGUGCUUGAAAUCAUUGUUCAUUCUCUGUUAACCAUGGUUACCUGCAAGAAAACAUGUGCCGUCAUCAUUGCUUUGCACAAAAAGGGCUUCACAGGCAAGGAUAUUGCUGCUAGUAAGAUUGCACUUAAAUCAACCAUUUAUCGGAUCAUCAAGAACUUCAAGGAGAGAGACCGUCUCCUAAAGUUGAUUCAGCUGUGGGAUCGGGGCACCACCAGUGCAGAGCUUGCUCAGGAAUGGCAGCAGGCAGGUGUGAGUGCAUCUGCACGCACAGUGAGGCGAAGACUUUUGGAGGAUGGCCUGGUGUCAAGAAGGGCAGCGAGGAAGCACUUCUCUCCAGGAAAAACAUCAGGGACAGACUGAUAUUCUGCAAAAGGUACAGGGAUUGGACUGCUGAGGACUCGGGUAAAGUCAUUUUCUCGGAUGAAUCCCCUUUCCGAUUGUUUGGGACAUCCGGAAAAAAGCUUGUCCGGAGAAGACAAGGUGAGCGCUACCAUCAGUCCUGUGUCAUGCCAACAGUAAAGCAUCCUGAGACCAUUCAUGUGUGGGGUUGCUUCUCAGCCAAGGGAGUGGGCUCACUCACAAUUGUGCCUAAGAACACAGCCAUGAAUAAAGAAUGGUACCAACACAUUCCUCCGAGAGCAACUUCUCCCAACCAUCCAAGAACAGUUUGGUGACGAACAAUGCCUUUUCCAGCAUGAUGGAGCACCUUGCCAUGAGGCAAAAGUGAUAACUAAGUGGCUUGGGGAACAAAACAUCGACAUUUUGGGUCCAUGGCCAGGAAUCUCCCCAGACCUUAUCCCAUUGAGAACUUGUGGUCAAUCCUCAAGAGGCGGGUGGACAAACAAAAACCCACAAAUUCUGACAAACUCCAAGCAUUGAUUAUGCAAGAAUGGGCUGCCAUCAGUCAGGAUGUGGGCCAGAAGUUAAUUGACAGCAUGCCAGGGCGGAUUGCAGAGGUCUUGAAAAAGAAGGGUCAACACUGCAAAUAUUGACACUUUGCAUAAACUUAAUGAAAUUGUCAAUAAAAGCCUUUGACACUGUAUACUUCAGUAUACCAUAGUAACAUCUAACAAAAAUAUCUAAAAACAAAAGGGCCAUAGAUACUGUAUACUUCAGUAUACCAUAGUAACAUCUGACAAAAAUAUCUAAAAUCACUGAAGCAGCAAACUUUGUGAAGACCAAUACUUGUCAUUCUCAAAACGUUUGACUACGACUGUAUGUGUGGGGUACAGAGAUGGGGUACACAUUCCAAAAUAUGUUAAACACUAUUAUUGCACACAGUGAGUCCAUGCAACUUAUCUGACUUGUUAAGCACUUUUUUUUUUAAUGCUUGCCAUAAAAGGGGUUGAAUACUUAAUGAUUCAAGGCAUUUCAGUUUUUUUUAUUUUUUUAUUUGUAAAUAUUUCUAAAAACAAAAUUCCACUUUGACAUUUUGGGGUAUUGUGUGUAGAUUAGUGACACAAAAUCUCAAUUGAAUCAUCCAUUUCAAAUUCUGUCUAACACAACAACAUUUGGAAUAAGUCAAGGUGUUUGAAUACUUUCUGAAGGCACUGUAUGUAUAUAUAUAUAUAUAUAUAUACUUGUUUUGAAUUGAUCUCGCUCACCCAGAAAAUGCAUCAAGAUAAUUGGUCCUUUUUUAAGAUAUUCUGACUUGUUUCAAGCCUUUUUUUAGGUUAAAGUAAGCAAAAUGAUUUGCCAGUGCACUAAGAUAAUUGACCUUGUUAAGACGUCAAGUCAUUGCAUUCUAAUGUUAAGAGAUCCAGUAUCUAGGUAAGAUCAACAUUUCUGCAGUGUACAUGUAGACUCUAGUGUACAGGGCCAUAGAUCCUGUAUACAGCAAACUUUUAACACCAGCCAUAUUCGCCCCCAAAGUGGUGGUUUUCUGGUGGUGGUUACUGACUGAUCUCAGAAUAAUGUCACUGUAGUGAUUGGCUGAUGGUUUAUAUUUAUGUGUGUGUGUGGCCUCUCUCUCCCUCCAUAGGCAUACUGGCGGUCGUGUGCAGCCCUCCUGGGCCAGGUCCUUCAGGAUGCCUUUAAAGAGGACUUCUCUGUGGAGCUGCUCAGAGUCCCAGAGGUGUCAGGUAUAUGCCAGGAAACACUCACACCCAUGUUUUCCCUACCAUUUUCAGUAAAAAAAACAUCAAGAAAUUACUAGCAUCUAGCUAACAGAUAGGAACUGAAUCCUAUGGGGAUUGGGGUGUUUCUUGUGUUUCUAAUCAACAGUAUACAGUGCAUUCGGAAAGUAUUCAGACCCCUUGAUUCUUUCCACAUUUUGUUACGUUACAGCCUUAUUCUAAAAUGGAUUUUAAAAAAUAUAUAUCCUCUGCAAUCUACACACAAUACCCCAUAAUGACAAAGCGAAAACACGUUUUUAUACGUUUUUGCAAAUGUAUUAAAAGUAAAAAACACAUACCUUAUUUACAUACACUACCAGUCAAAGUUUGGACACACCUACUCAUUCAAGGAUUUUUUACAUUGUAUAAUAAUAGUGAAGACAUCAAAACUAUGAAAUAACACAUAUGGAAUCGAUAGUAACCAAAAAAGUGUUAAACAAAUCAAAAUAUAUUUUAUAUUUGAGAUUCUUCAAAUAGCCAACCUUUGCCUUGAUGACAGCUUUGCACACUCUUGGCAUUCUCUCAUAUCAAUAAUAAUAUCGAACAAGUAAUAUCUAACAAUUUCACAACAUAUACCAAAUAAACACAAAUCUAAGUAAGAAAUGGAAUUAAGAAUAUAUACAUAUAUGGACGAGCGGCAUGGACUAAGAUACAGUAGAAUAUUAUAGAAUACAGUAUAUACAGUUUAAGUUACAUACACCUUAGCCAAAUACAUUUAAACUCUGUUUUUCACAAUUCCUGACAUUUAAUCCUAGUAAAAAUGCCCUGUCUUAGUUCAGUAGGAUCACCAUUUAAUUUUAAGAAUGUGAAAUGUCAGAAUAAUAGUAGAGAGAAUGAUUUAUUUCAGCUUUUAUUUCUUUCAUCACAUUCCCAGUAGGUCAGAAGUUUACAUACACUCAAUUAGUAUUUGGUAGCAUUGCCUUUUAAAUUGUUUAACUUGGGUCAAACGUUUCGGGUAGCCUUCCACAAGCUUCCCACAAUAAGUUGGGUGAAUUUUGGCCCAUUCCUCUUGACAGAGCUGGUGUAACUGAGUCAGGUUUGUAGGCCUCCUUGCUCGCACACGCUUUUUUAGUUCUGCCCACAAAUGUUCUAUAGGAUUGAGCUCAGUGCUAUGUGAUGACCACUCCAAUACAUUACAUUGACAUUUUUUUUUUACAUUUACGUCAUUUAGCAGACGCUCUUAUCCAGAGCGACUUACAAAUUGGUGCAUUCAUAUCCUAUCCCAGGUAUUCCUUAAAGAGGUGGGGUUUCAAAUGUCUCCGGAAGGUGGUGAGUGACUCCGCUGUCCUGGCGUCGUGAGGGAGCUUGUUCCACCAUUGGGGUGCCAGAGCAGCGAACAGUUUUGACUGGGCUGAGCGGGAACUAUGCUUCCGCAGAGGUAGGGGAGCCAGCAUGCCAGAGGUGGAUGAACGCAAUGCCCUCGUUUGGGUGUAGGGUCUGAUCAGAGCCUGAAGGUAAGGAGGUGCCGUUCCCCUCACAGCUCCGUAGGCAAGCACCAUGGUCUUGUAGCAGAUGCGAGCUUCAACUGGAAGCCAGUGGAGUGUGCGGAGGAGCGGGGUGACUUGAGAGAACUUGGGAAGGUUGAACACCAGACGGGCUGCGACAUUCUGGAUGAGUUGUAGGGGUUUAAUGGCACAGGCAGAGAGCCCAGCCAACAGCGAGUUGCAGUAAUCCAGACGGGAGAUGACAAGUGCCUGGAUUAGGACCUGUGCCGCUUCCUGUGUAAGGCAGGGUCGUACUCUCCGAAUGUUGUAGAGCAUGAACCUACAGGAUCAGGUCACCGCCUUGAUGUUAGCGGAGAACGACAGGGUGUUGUACAGGGUCACGCCAAGGCUCUUCGCACUCUGGGAGGAGGACACAACGGAGUUGUCAACCGUGAUGGCGAGAUCAUGGAACGGGCAGUCCUUCCCCGGGAGGAAGAGCAGCUCCGUCUUGCCAAGGUUCAGCUUGAGGUGGUGAUCCGUCAUCCAUACUGAUAUGUCUGCCAGACAUGCAAAGAUGCGAUUCGCCACCUGGUUAUCAGAAGGGGGGAAAGGAGAAGAUUAGUUGUGUGUCGUCUGCGUAGCAAUGAUAGGAGAGGCCAUGUGAGGAUAUGACAGAUCCAAGUGACUUGGUGUAUAGCGAGAAUAGGAGAGGGCCUAGAACUGAGCCCUGGGGGACACCAGUGGUGAGAGCACGUGGUGUGGAGACAGCUUCUCGCCACGCCACUUGGUAGGAGCGACCGGUCAGGUAGGACGCAAUCCAAGAGUGAGCCGCGCCGGAGAUGCCCAGCUCGGAGAGGGUGGAGAGGAGGAUCUGAUGGUUCACAGUAUCAAAGGCAGCAGACAGGUCUAGAAGGACAAGAGCAGAGGAGAGAGCGUUAGCUUUAGCAGUGCGGAGAGCCUCUGUGACACAGAGAAGAGCAGUCUCAGUUGAAUGACCAGUCUUGAAACCUGACUGGUUUGGAUCAAGAAGGUCAUUCUGAGAGCGAUAGCAAGAGAGUUGGCUAAAGACUGCACGCUCAAUAGUUUUGGAGAGAAAAGAAAGAAGGGAUACUGGUCUGUAGUUGUUGACAUCAGAGGGAUCGAGUGUUGGUUUUUUGAGAAGGGGUGCAACUCUCGCUCUCUUGAAGACGGAAGGGACAUAGCCAGCGGUCAAGGAUGAGUUGAUCAGCGAGGUGAGGUAAGGGAGAAGGUCACCGGAGAUGGUCUGGAGAAGAGAGGAUGGGAUAGGGUCAAGCGGGCAGGUUGUUGGGCGGCCGGCCGUCACAAGUCGCAAGAUUUUAUCUGGAGAGAGAGGGGAGAAAGAAGUCAAAGCAUAGGGUAGGGCAGUGUGAGCAGGACCAGCAGUGUCAUUUGACUUAACAAACGAGGAUCGGAUGUCGUCAACCUUCUUUUCAAAAUGGUUGACGAAGUCAUCCACAGAGAGGGAGGGGGGGGGGGGGAGGAUUCAGCAGGGAGGAGAAGGUGGCAAAGAGCUUCCUAGGGUUAGAGGCAGAUGCUUGGAAUUUAGAGUGGUAGAAAGUGGCCUUAGCAGCAGAAACAGAUGAAGAAAAUGUAGAGAGGAGGGAGUGAAAAGAUGCCAGGUCCGCAGGGAGUCUAGUUUUCCUCCAUUUCCGCUCAGCUGCCCGGAGCCCUGUUCUGUGAGGUCGCAAUGAGUCAUCAAGCCACGGAGCUGGAGGGGAGGACCGAGCCGGCCGGGAGGAUAGGGGACAUAGAGAGUCAAAGGAUGCAGAAAGGGAGGAGAGGAGGGUUGAGGAGACAGAAUCAGGAGAUUGGAGGGAGAAGGAUUGAGCAGAGGGAAGAGAUGAUAGGAUGGAAGAGGAGAGAGUAGCGGGAGAGAGAGAGCGAAGGUUGCGAAGGCGCAUUACCAUCUGAGUAGGGGCAGAGUGAGUAGUGUUGGAGGAGAGCGAGAGAGAAAAGGAUACAGAGUAGUGGUCGGAGACAUGGAGGGGAGUUGACUUUGUUGUCCUUAAGCCAUUUUACCACAACUUUGGAAGUAUGCUUGGGUUCAUUGUGCAUUUGGAAGACCCAUUUGCGAUCAAGCUUUAACUUCCUGACUGAUGUCUUGAGAUGUUGCUUCAAUAUAUUCACAUAAUUUUCCUUCCUCAUGAUGCCAUCUAUUUUGUGAAGUGCACCAGUCCCUCCUGCAGCAAAGCACCCCCACAGCAUGAUGCUGCCACCCUCGUGCUUCACGGUUGGGAUUGUGUUCUUCGGCUUGCAAGCCUACCCCCUUUUCCUCCAAACAUAACAAUGGUCAUUAUGGCCAAACAGUUCUAUUUUUGUUUCAUCAGACCAGAACACAUUUCUCCAAAAAGUAAGAUCUUUGUGCAGUUGUAAAACGUAGUCUGGCUUUUUUAUAGCGGUUUUGGAGCAGUGGCUUCUUCCUUGCUGAGCGGCCUUUCAGGUUAUGUCGAUAUAGGACUCGUUUUACUGUGGAUAUAGAUACUUUUGUACCUGUUUCCUCCAGCAUCUUCACAAGGUCCUUUGCUGUUGUUCUGGGAUUGAUUUGCACUUUUCGCACGUUCAUCUCUAGGAGACAGAACGCCUCUCCUUCCUGAGCGGUAUGAUGGCUGCGUGGUCCCAUGGUGUUUAUACUUGCGUACUAUUGUUUGUACAGAUGAACGUGGUACCUUCAGGCGUUUGGAAAUUGCUCCCAAGGAUGAACCAGACUUGUGGAGGUCUACAAACAAAAUUUCUGAAGUCUUGGCUGAUUUCUUUUGAUUUUCCCAUGAUGUCAAGCAAAGAGGCCUUGAAAUACAUCCACAGGUACACCUCCAAUUGACUCAAAUGAUAUCAAUUAGCCUAUCAAAAGCUUCUAAAGCCAUGACAUUAUUUUCUGGAAUUUUCCAAGCUGUUUAAAGGCACAGUCAACUUAGUGUAUGUAAACUUCUGACCCACUGGAAUUGUGAUACAGUGAAUUAUAAGUGAAAUAAUCUGUCUGUAAACAAUUGUUGGAAAAAUUACUUGUGUCAUGCACAAAGUAGAUGUCCUAACCGACUUGCCAAAACUAUAGUUUGUUAACAAGACAUUUGUGGAGUGGUUGAAAAACGAGUUUUAAUGACUCCAACCUAAGUGUAUAUAAAUCUUCCGACUUCAACUGUACAUAUGAGAUGAGUAAUGCAAGAUAUGUAAACAUUAUUAAAGUGACAUGUGUUCCAUUUCUUAAAGUGGCCAAUGAUUUCAAUAGGCAGCAGCAGCCUGUAAUGUGCUAGUGAUGGCUAUUUAACAGUCUGAUGGCCUUGAGAUAGAAGCUGUUUUUCAGUCUCUCGGUCCCAGCUUUGAUGCACCUGUACUGACCUCGCCUUUUGGAUGAUAGUGGGGUGAACAGGCAGUGGCUGAUGUCCUUGAUGAUCUUUUUGGCCUUCCUGUGACAUCGGGUGCUGUAGGUGUCCUGGAGGGCGGGUAGUUUGCCCCCGGUAAUGCGUUCGGCAGACCGCACCACCCUCUGGAGAGCCCUGCGGUUGCGGGUGGUGCAGUUGCCGUACCAGGCGGUGAUACAGCCCUACAGGAUGCUCUCAAUUGUGCAUCUGUAAAAGUUUGUGAGGGUUUUAGGUGCCAAGCCAGAUUUCUUCAGCCUCCUGAGGUUGAAGAGGCUCUGUUGCGCCUUCUUCACCACACUGUCUGCGUGGGUGGACCAUUUCAGUUUGUCAGUGAUGUGUACGCCAAGGAACUUGAAGCUUUCCACCUUCUCCACUGCGGUCCCAUCGAUGUUGAUAGGGGAGUGCACCCUCUGCUGUUUCCUGAAGUCCACGAUCAUGUCCUUUGUUUUGUUGACGUUGAGUGAGAGGUUAUUUUCCUGGCACCACACUCCCAGAGCCCUCACCUCCUCCCUUUAGGCUGUCUCGUCAUUGUUGGUAAUCAAGCCUACUACUGUUGUUUCAUCUGCAAACUUGAUGAUUGAUUUGGAGGUGUGCUUGGCCACGCAGUCAUAGGUGAACAGGGAGUACAGGAGGGGGCAGAGCACGCACCCUUGAGGGGCCCCAGUGUUGAAGAUCAGCGAAGUGAUGUUGUUUCCUCCAUUCACCACCUGGGGGCGGCCCGUCAGGAAGUCCAGGACCCAGUUGCAAAGGGCGUGGUUCAAACCCAGGGCCUCAAGCUUAAUGAUGAGCUUCGAGGGUAAUAUGGUGUUGAAUGCUGAGCUAUAGUCAAUGAACAGCUUUCUUACAUAGGUAUUCCUCUUGUCCAGAUGGGAUAGGGCAGUGUGAUGGCGAUUGCAUCGUCUGUGGAUCUAUUAGGGCGGUAAGCAAAUUGAAGUUUCCGAAGGCACUGUUUGUAACCAGCUUUUAUUUACCCUCGCUCGUUCUCUCGCUCGCUUUUUUGCUCUUUCUUUCUCUCUGGCUCUCGCUGUCUCUCUCAAAUUGAGAUUGUUUUAUUGGCAUGAAAUACAAUUUGUAGAUAUUGACAAAGCAGUAUAGUGGUACAGCAUUUCAGUAAAUACUGUACAAUGCAAUGAGGAUAAUGAAAUACAGUUCAUUUCAGUAGUAACCAAACCGUGUAGAUGAAGGGGAGGAGACAGGUUAAAGAAUGCUUUGAGAUAAUUGAAACAUGGAUUGUGUACGUGUGCCAUUCAGAGAGUGAAUGGGCAAGACAAAAUAUUGAUGUGCCUUUUGAACAGGGUAUGGUAGUAGGUGCCAGGCGCACCGGUUUGAGGGUGUGAAGUGUGAUGGGAAUUUCUGUUAAACCUUUAUCAUGCUUGUUUACUAGAAGCUUUUUCUUUAAGCCUAGUUGCUUAGGCAUUAAUUCUGAGAUUAUUGAUAUAACUAGAUCAUAUGAGAUGGGAUUAUGUGUGCAUGGGUAUGGGCCUGUUUCUAACUGUUCUAUGUGUGUAGCAUAGGAACCUAGGUUUAGAGAAAUAUGUGCAUGAUGUCUGGGCGCACAGCCAAGAGCUGACAGGCGAGACCUAUGGUUUCCUGCUAGUCAGAAGGAAAAUAACCUGUUCCUCUUAAUCUACUGAAACCAGAGCAAAGUGUUGAAUCCGGCGCACUAGUGAUAAAGCUGGUGUCCUGGCUAGGGCCUGUUGCUGGGCAAAAGGUUCAAGCGUCUGUGUGUGUUUGGGUGUCAAAUCCCACACAUCUAGGCAGACAGCGAAAGAUGCUUGCUUGCCUGGUUCGAGGGAUCAUUAAUCUACUUUUGAGGAACUAUGUCUGGGGAGAUUUCCUGUUGUUUUAACACCUAUUGUUCUCAGAAUGAGACUACCUUUUUCACAGUUAGUCUGUACCCUGUACCCCAGUUCCGUCUCAUUGUCCAGAAAAUACACGCACCAAGAUCACGAGUUUUGUACAUGCUUGCAUAAGAUGGCUUGCCUAUAUAAGGUUUCUGUACUCCUCGUGUCAUUCGGGUGGUCGUUGACCAGCUCCAUUAUUGCAAUAAUUAAUAGAUAAAUAAAGUGUGAUUGUUUGAAGAAAUAACAAAGUCUCUCCUCAUUGGUUAGAAUUUCCACGUCAGAAGAACUGCAACGCUGCUGGGUUUCUCAUGCUUAGCAGUUUCCCAUAUGUAUCAAGAAUGGUCCACCACCCAAAGGACAUCCUGCCAACUUGACACAACUGUGGGAAGCAUUGGAGUCAACAUGGGCCAGCAUCCCUGUGGAACACUUUCAACACCUUGUAGAGUCCAUGCCCUGACAAAUUGAGGCGGUUCUGAGGGCGAAAGGGGGUGCAACUUAAUAUUAGGAAGGUGUUCCUAAUGUUUUGUACACACAGUGUAUAUAAUACAUACAAUGUUUAUUCUCGCUCUCGCUCUCUGCAGUAACUUCAGGAGCAUUCUGUUGUGAUGUGGUGCUGGAUCCUCAGUUAGACGCCUGGAGCCCUUCAGAGGUCAGUGUAUGUGUGUUAUUUUCUGGUUUGUGUAAAUAUGUAUGUUAAUCUCUGGUGUGUGUAAACACUUGUUAUUCUCUGUUGUGUUCGUGUGCUUACAGUGGAGUCCGAAAUGAUUGACACCCUUGAUAAAGAUUAGCAAUAAUGACUGUAUAAAAUCAAAAAUUCAAAUACUGAGCUAUAUUGUAUGGAAAUAUUGUUUUUAUUAUAUUAUUUUAAACUAAUACAAUUCCUCAGAGAAAUAGAUUUUGUUUAACAAGUAAUAGUUUUGUUUCUUAAAAAGGUAGGGGUCAAAGUUAUUGACACCCCUAAAGAGUUUACAUAAAGUAGUCAAAGGUUUGGUUGUGUUUCAGAUUAUUUUGUGCCCAAUAGAAAAUAAUGGUAAAAAAUGUAUUUUGUAAUUUUGGAGUCACAUUUAUUAUAAGUAAGAAUAGAAUAUGUUUCUAAACACUUCUACAUUAAUGUGGAAUGCUACCAUGAUUACGGAUAAUCCUGAAUGAAUCAUGAAUAAUGAUGAGUGAGAAAGUUAGAGGGUCAAAAGAUCAUACCCCCAAGACAUGCUAACCUCUCACCAUUACCAGUAACAGAGGAGGUUAGAAUGUCUUGGGGGGGGUAUGAUCUUUGAUCCUCUAACUUUCUCAAUCAUCAUUAUUCAGGAUUCUCCGUAAUCAUGGCAGCCACCACAUUAUUGUAGAAGUCUUUAAAAACAUAUUAUUAAAAAAGUGACUCCAAAAUGACCAAAUACAUUAUUUACAAUUAAUUUCUAUUGGGCACAAAAUAAUCUGAAACACAACCAAAACGAACUGCAAAUGCAUCCAUAAAGUUUGUAGAGUCACAAGUUUAAUGUAGUCAUUGCGUGCUAGGAAUAUGGGACCAAUUACUUGACUUUGACUACUUUAUUUAUAAGAAUCUUUACGGGUGUCAAUGAGUUUUUUUUAGAUCAUUUUUAAAAAACUUGUUAAACAAUCUCUUUCUCUGAGCAAUUGUAUUAGUUUAUACAACGGGUGGGUCUAAUCCUGAAUGCUGAUUGGUUAAAACCGCAUUCCAGCCGGUGUCUAUUCCACAAGUUACCACCAUGUUAAAAUGCCUAUUUACUCUGUUCCAUCUCACUGCGCAAUCCACUGUCUCAUCAACCCAGCCAGGCACUUUAUAAACUUGAUCUCCACUAUAAAAAGCAUCUAGACAUUCUCACAUUUCUUUUAGACUAAAAUGUAGUUUUCAACAGCGGAGAUUUGUAUAAACCUUGCUGUCUGUCUCUCCGACAUUUACAACUUUGUUUCGAUAUUCAAAUUCGAUCUCCUGCUGUCCCAUAGUAAUGAACGUGUCGGGACGAGACAGAAAGGCAGGCAGCGUUUCUCAGCCAGUCGAAAUCAUGAAUCAGCUGGCAUUUUUAUGGAUACAAAGAAAUGUCUGUUGAAAAAAGUAAAAUGAAACGAAGUGCAGCUAGUUUGCAGUCUUUCCAGCUUCAGUUUGAAGUGAUUGUGUUAGCUGUGUUGUUGGCUUGCUCCUCUGAACAACAGUGUCCUGACGAGAGAGCACAUUUUCUAAGCCAGGCGAAAUUGCACCUCAUUAGCUCAUUGUUAUGGAUGUCUCCAAAUAAAUGUCACUAAAAAACAGCUUAAACAAAUGCAAAUGCCGCUACUGUUGUUAUUCUGGCUGCACUGUUUGACGUGACUGUAAGUUAGCCGUAGUUGACUAGCAAGCAAGGGAUAAGAACAGCCAGUAUGGCAAUGUAACAUUUAGAACUAAUGACUGGGUCGCGUCCAUAGAUACAGAACAAAAAAAGACUGAGCGACUGGGUCGCGUCUCUGGCAACCGAACCGAUAGAACGAACAACCAGCCGGCUUGGGUAGCAAUCCUAGAUUUGUGUCGGGACUAUAUCUUGUGGAAGGAUGAAAUAGUAUGAAUAAAUUCAUCAAAAUUACGUUUUUAUUGAAAAUAUGUCAAUCAUUAUUUGAAUAUGUUGAUAAUGCCCUCGAAGCCGGUGUUUGGAGGAUAUAUUGCCACAGUUUGCCGGCCUAACAACACCUGUGAGGAUAUAUUGGCACAGUUUGCCAGCCUAACAACACCUGUGAGGAUAUAUUGGCACAGUUUGCCAGCCUAACAACACCUGUGAGGAUAUAUUGGCACAGUUUGCCAGCCUAACAACACCUGUGAGGAUAUAUUGGCACAGUUUGCCGGCCUAACAACACCUGUGCCAAUAUAUCCUCCAAACACCGGCUUCUUGGGCAUUAUCACUUAUAUAAAAUAUAUAUAUUUUAAAUAUUGCAUACAUUAUACAGUCAUUGUUGCUCAUCUUUAUCAAGGGUGUCAAUCAUUUCGGACCCCACAGUGCAUGUGUGUUGAGCAAAGUGAAAUGACCUGAGAGUGUGUGUGUCCCAGGAGUCCCUGCGCUCUCUGACACGUGGUGCUCAGCAGCUGAUCCAUCAGGACCUGCCCUGGGAGCCUCUGGAGGUAGCGCCCCCAGUGGCCCUGGAGGUCUUCUCUCACAGCAGGUACUUUAUUUCUAGACCCUCUGUUGUUCAAUUGUAUCAUUUUUGGGGGAUAGAAUAUACAAGACAAAACCUAAAUAAUGCAAAGGUAUUGAAUUUGGCUAUCAGUACCCCCUUUCGGAGGACUGAGAAUGUGUAGCAGCUUGUUACGUGCUGUUAUAACAGGUUAUAACCUCCUAAAUGAAAAUAAGGCAGAUGCAACAACCAGCUCUAUGAGACCCAUAUCAAAUCAAAUCAAAUCAAAUCAAAUUUUAUUGGUCACAUGCGCCGAAUACAACAGGUGCAGACAUUACAGUGAAAUGCUUACUUACAUAAGAGCUGACGUUGUGUUUGUGAACAGAACUAGCAUUCUCAAUUACAUAGGUAUUUAAUGGAAAAGAAACACAAUACAAACGUUGGAUUUCACCUUAGGUCAUAGAUGUGUAUGGCUUGUUGGUAGCUAUUUUCUGGACUGAAGGUCUAUUGGCAAAGCCAGAUUCGAAACCUCUCUUCUCUUGCAAUAUUUUCCCUUCUAUCCCUUUUCCUCCAUGUUUUCAUAGCUAUUUUUCACUUAUUUUACUCUGUUUCAUAUUCUCUCUUCCAGUGUUCUAGCUGUGCCUGUGUCUUUGUCUGUGUUUGCAGGUGUAAGCAGGAGGAAGUGGAGGAGAAGUCAGCACAAAGUCCUAAAGGCACAGUGAUGCUCUACAGGUGAGCUACAGGAACUGUACCGCGGUAGAUGUCUCUCUCUCUCUCUCUCUCUCUCUCUCUCUCUCACACACACACACUAUUCACAUCCUUAUUGAGACACACUCAUCUUCACUGUGUUCUCAUACACACUCAUACACAUAUAUGACACACAUACUCUUGUCUCACCUCCUAUCUGUCUGUCUCUUAGGUGUGGGGACCAUGUUCUGUUGAGUGGGGGCCCCUUGGUGGCCAGGACAGGGCUGUGCUCUCAGUACGAGGUCACCGCCAUCCACCCUCUAGGAGAGGACGAGUGGGGUCUCCACCGCCGGGCCCAGGGGCUCUCACUGCCCCUCCAGCUACAGGUACAUAAUCACGCGCACACACACACACACACACACACACACACACACACACACACACACAUCUGCAGGAGAUGUUUCUGUCUAUGUAUGAAGCAUCUUAGAAUGUAUCCGAUUUGUGAGUGAGUGUCAGUGAGGUGAUUAGUUUCACUGAGUGAGUCAUUCAUCGAUUUCUUCUGUUCUCUUUCCUUAGGCCCACCACACUGUGUGGAGGAAACUGAGGAGCAGGGCAGAGAAGCUGGUAAAGAAAAUAACCUCAUUACUUUUUUGAAGUUGUAGCUUGUAUGCGACAUACCUAGGGUGUUGUCAUUUCAUCUGAACUGUUUUUAAGGUUGUUGUCUGGUUAUUUACCAAUGUCCAGAAUCACCUGGCUGGCAUUUUUACAGCAUGUAGCAGUGCUACUGGAAAUCGAUGGAGACAGCUAGCGGUGCAUUCAAAAGCAUUACAAAUGUUGUGAGGAUCAGGUUACGCUUCCACAUUAUUUUGAAUGGUUUGGAUGAAACAACAGCACCGUAAGUAAGUCAAAAAUGAGUUAAAACGCAUCAUCACACUUUUAGAUUUUUACUGAAAGGGUUCUAUCUCGAAAAUCUGUUCUGCUGACGUGCACCAUUUUUGGUCCAUAUCAACAGUUGACUAAUGAACAAAAUACAUGUGUUUGAGUAAAGUGAUCCUUUAAAAAGUGAAAUAUCCCUUUAAGAAUCUCUAUCAGUAUCUAUUCAUACUUAAUUAUUGAACUGCAGAUUUAAUCCUAAUGCCUCUCCCUCUCUGCAGGUUGAGGUGCCCACAGGAUCAGUCAAUGAAACUGUUUCAGAUACAUUGACUCCGCCCUCUGCCCCUAAACAGACUCCUCCCCCUACCCCCCAACAAUGAUCAUGUCUAUAACCUUGUCAUUAAAUAUGUCUUUGUAAUAUUUGUGGAAUAAAUGUAUAACGUAUGAAAA